This is a messenger RNA of Syngnathus typhle (broad-nosed pipefish), 5087 nucleotides long. RefSeq names its product E3 ubiquitin-protein ligase ARK2C-like. Gene Ontology annotation, molecular function: zinc ion binding; ubiquitin protein ligase activity. The transcript is spliced from 8 exons. NCBI's taxonomy places the organism in Eukaryota, Metazoa, Chordata, Actinopteri, Syngnathiformes, Syngnathidae. The coding region runs from base 291 to 1355 and encodes 354 amino acids. The record is from RefSeq and is a predicted model, not a curated record.
GGAAACAGCGCCCCCUUGGUCGGCUCCGUAGAAUGACAUGUCUGCUUUUGUCAGUCAUCACCUGGCAGGCAAGGCAGUCGAGUCCGUCGAGCGCAGGCAUAGACGCAGAGCUCCAGUAUAGCACAGCAAUUUAGUGAGUGAGUGAGUCGGUGAGACAGACGCUUCGGUUGUACGGCCCGCGCGCUGCUAGCCAGCCCAGCCGCCUGAAUGUAGAUCCGCAUGGGCUACUUCUCCCACCGCACUCUCAUUCUCCAAAUAAGCCAGCGGUGUCAUAAAAUAAGGAUCCCAGGAUGGUGUUGGUGCAUGUCGGAUACUUGGUUCUCCCCGUAUUCGGCUCAGUAAGAAACCGAGGAUCCCAUUUCACCCGGCAACAGCAGCAGCAGCAGCACAGCCAUGCUACCUCUUGCCGACACUUCCAGCUAGGCCCCCAGGCGCCGCUACCCAUGGACUUCCCCAUGCCCCAGCCGCAGUCGGGCAUCAACCCCCACCUGGCCCCUCCUGGCCACCAGCACGGACCUCCGCUACAUCACCCGCCCCUCAACCCCAUGCCCGCCCCCCAGUUCCAGGACAUCCCCGCCCCUCCUUUCCUACCUCAGGCAUUACACCAGCAAUACCUCCUGCAGCAACAGAUCCUGGAGGCCCAGCAUCGACACAUCCUGCCACCCAACAGUAGACGCACAUCAGAGAGGGUUCCUCACCAGCCCCACAGACUGCGUCCAGGCUACGAGUUCCCCCCGCCUCUGCACGUUCCACCGCAGCCUGUGGUGCAGCAACCCCGCUACCUGGCCGAGGGCACAGACUGGGAUCUAAGUGUAGACACCGGACUCCCGCCACACCAGUACCACAUCCACCCACUGCCGCAGCACUAUCAGCACUACCUGACAUCUCCCAGGAUGCACCACUUCCCCAGGAACAGCGCCUCAACGCAAGUGGUCGUCCACGAGAUACGAAACUAUCCGUACCCUCAGCUGCACCUGCUGGCGCUACAGAGUCUCAACCCCUCACGCCACGCGUCUGCCGUCAGGGAGAGCUACGAGGAACUUUUGCAGCUGGAAGACCGACUGGGCAGCGUGAAUCGUGGCGCGGUCCAGACCACCAUCGAGAGAUUUACUUUUCCCCACAAGUACAAGAAGAGAUUCCCCCAAGACCUGAAGAUGUGUUUGGACGACGAGGAACUGGACACAGACGAGAAGUGCACCAUUUGUCUGUCCAUGCUGGAGGACGGAGAGGACGUCAGGAGAUUACCCUGCAUGCACCUGUUCCACCAGGCGUGCGUAGACCAAUGGCUGGCGACCAGCCGGAAGUGCCCCAUCUGCAGAGUGGACAUUGAAACCCAGCUCAACCCCGACAGUUGAUAGCCGCUCCUGCCGCACGCAAGCCUCAUGAUCCUCCACUCUAUCCCCUUCUUGGGAUUUGUGGGGUGCCUCCUCACUUCCCCUCUUGUUAGUGGGAGGGGGGCAAGGGUAGGAAAAUAACAAAGCACACACACACACACUCAGACACAAGCAGGGAUGCAUGCAGUGGACACAGUUUUAAGACUGGGAUGGAUGGAUGGAUGGAUGGACGGAUGGACGGAAAAGGGCGGGUGCCGCCAUAUACUGAUGUGCUGAGUCAUGCUCUAUGCACCCCCCACACUACACACACUACACACACACACACACACACACACACACACACAAGGACAUCUGUAUAGAACAUUACUACACAAAAGCAUGAUUGGUGUGUAGCCCGACGCUUGUGGUGUCCUCUAGUACUGAUUGAGUAUUUACCGAGUAACAGUGUUGUGUAGCAACUUGAGAGUGUCAGAUAGCCCACGGUUAGAAAACCGGGUGGGGGAGGCUAAUCGCGUGCGUUGUAUGUACAAAGGCCAAAAAUAGCGGACAACACCCCCCCACCCCUCUUGUGUGUUGUGUUUCUUUUGGAUUUACAAUGAACCCUCGUUUUUUCACGGGGGAUACGUUCCACAACUGCCCCCAAUUGGUAAAAAUCCACUUGAUUGACAAAUGGGAAACUAUUGUGUAACAUCACUUGAAACAAUGGAUGAUUCUGAUGCCCUACAAUUUUUGGAAGCCUUUGCACGUCACUGACUUGCUUGCAUUUUUCUAAAAAUGAGAGGCAAAGCAUGCUUGCUUCAGCUGUAUUUGCUACUCGCAGCUGAUGUUUGCUCUCAGACAGAGCCGCAAAACAAAGACAACCAAACCUUAGAUUUUAACUUUUCAUGCAAAACCAACCAAACCAUGUCAUUUCAUCGAAUGAAAAGUCUGCUAGCUUAAUGCUAACGUUUAAUUGAAAAGGCUAUAUACGUGCUAACUGAAAUUAGCAGCCAUGUUACAGUAAAAACUGUGACUUUAACACUGAGCAGCAACAAUACUCACUAGGGUAUAUUCUCUCUGCUCUCAAGCAACAAAUAUUAUCGGACAUCCUCUUCUGGACAUGUUGCGGCUAAACGUGGCAUCACACCGAAGGAGCGCAACUUUAAAUUCAGCCUUUCCUGUGAAAUCCUACAAUCGCGUCAUAUUAUAUAGCAGGGUUGUGAACCGCGAUCCAGCGGGGGAACACUGUAGACGCCAUCCACGCUAAUGCGGCUAACUGCAGGCAUGACUUCCAGUGACGUGUGUGUUGUGUCAUAGUCGGCGCCGGGGGCAACGCCCCCACUGACCGGCCUCCAUCAUCAGAUGUGCAUGCUUGUGUGCCGACGCAGGGACCCCCGUGUGCCCCCCACCUGAUCCUCUUCAACACACGCGCACUCAGACACCAAUCUCGGGCACCGUGUGUGACAGCAACUCCGCCAUCUUGCCUCGAGAUGAGUGACAUUUCUCAGAACCUUAUUGCCUACCGAACAAGCACAUGUGACGUUUUGUAUGAUUUUGAAUUUUGUCGCAAUUUAUGUGCCCAUUUCAGUUUCCGUUGCGCCCACUCACAUGCAAGCGGUGUUAGAGGGGAAAACAAAACAACAAGACACUAGUUUGCCUGCGUUAGUUUGAAUGCUCAAUUCCUUUGUGGUUAUACUGUGAUGGCCUGUGUGUGUGUGUGUGUGUGUGAGUUAGAUGCAUGUAGUCUUAGGACGAAAGGGAUUAAAAGCCAUCCAUUUUGAAAGAAAACAACAACCAAACAAUUGUUCUUAAUUGUCUUGCCAUUUUUUUAGUUGACAUGCCAUGACAUGGUACUAAUACCCUUCACCUGUUCCAUGUCCGUGUUAACCACAGUGAAGAGAAAUAGCUGCAACACUGCAAAAAAAAAGACAAAACAUAUUUAUUGUAAUGUAGCGUGUGUGUUUUUUCUUUCUUUUUUUGUAAAUGCACUACCAUGUGGAGUUGCCUGUUUUUGCGUUUGUUUUGGUGGCGUGUGUGGGUUCUUCUUGUCUUAGGGGUUUGUGUUUUGGUUGGAAUCCAAAUAUUUUCACACUUCCCUGUGUGUUCUCUACCAAGAAGUGAUAGGGCCACGUCGGAAUUCCAAGAACACAAAAGGCAUAAAAGUAACCCCCCAUCAGCGUGGCACUAGCACUGCUUGAUUGUUAUCGCAGAAUAACUUGAUUGUGUUUUCAUGCGAGACCUCCAUCCAAAAAUGAAAAACAAACAAAAAAAAUGUGCUGAAAUAACGGGAGGUUCUGCUAGUUCACAUAGAAUGCUGUGAUUUAAAGAUGCCUUAAGUAUUUAACAAUCAUUAUUUAUUACUAACUGUAGCUAGCUAGCUAUCGUGGUGGAAUAUUUAAUGUCUCAUAACUUUGCAAUUCAAUGGAUAUAUUUAUUUAAAAUAAGACAAAAAGUAUGACAAAAAAAAGAAUACCUCAUUAUGCAUUGGGUCGGUGGGGAUGCUUCUGCAUGCCGUCUGUGUGAUUAUGAUUUUAUUAUUAUUACCCCCCCUCCCCCCCAAAAGAAAAGAAAACAAAGACACAUCUUACACUUUUGACACCAGCAUGGUGCUGUUGAUCUAGAUGACAUUCCCUUUAGCUUUCCCUGCUUUUGAUCGGAGACACGUUUUGUCUUAGUAAUCGCUCUUUUUGCCAUACGAUGCUGCUUGGUAAUUGUUUUUUGACUCCACAUUGCUGACACUCGUAUCUGGAUCCCGAGGCCUCGUGUUGCCCUACGUAGUGCUGGCUGUUUUGCUUGGUGUAUUUCCAGCGGGGGUUGUAUUUCACUUAACAUGCUAACUUGAGCCAUCAUCGACAAAUAUAUAUUUAAAAUAAAAACACAGCUAUAAAUGGAGUGUGGAUGUAAUAAGCUAACUUUUCAGUGUGCUUGUCCUCUCAAUGCUAAUAACUCUUUCGGAGAUUAAAAAAAAACAAAAAAGGGAAAACUCAAUAUUGGAAUUGAAUGAAGCUGGCUGGCUGGCUGGUCUUGACUAUUUAUUCUGAUUCUGGUUUUAUUUUUGUUGGUUUAGCAUUUUCCAAUGACUAUUUGCGUGCUCUCACUGAGCUUAGCCCGCGCGCCUGCCACAGUGUACCCUCGUGUGUUGCUCCCGAGCCAAGCGGAGCGUAGCCAUAGUAUUAAAUAAAGUCCAGCCGAGGAAACAGUAGAACUUUGAAAGCACAAGCUUUUUCAAUGCAUGUCCUUCUCAGGUUUUCCUAUGUGUAUGUGGGAGUAGCUCUGUUUAGAUGUCUUUCAUAUGAUGCUGUAUACCUUCUUGAAUAUUCCUUUCUUUGCUGCUGACAGUAAACAACAAUGAGAAAAUGACAAAAAGACAAACAAUGUGGAUUCUGAUGAUUAUUAUUAACCUGCCAGUGAAAAAGGGAAGUGGCCAUCUUUGUACAACACACUGCUGUUUUGCUGUAACCGCGCAAUGUUUUAUGAUCUUGAGUAUUUUAUAGAGAAGUAGAAGUAUGUAUCAUCAAUAAUAUGAAAGCAAUAGCUAAAUCAUAAUGAAGAAUAACAUUGAUCAGUGAUGAAUAUUGUGGAGACAAAAAAAAAAAAAAAAAGAACCUUUAGAUUCACUCUGGGUGGAUUUUUGUACUGUAUUUAUUACUAAUGACAAUGCAAAAAGUUGCAUAGCUUAACCCAAACUGUUCUGUCUCUUUUUUAUUUAUUGUCUUGUAUAUGAUCUUUUUCUAUGUGUUUUUCAAAUAAAACGCUUAAAAUGCUGACGACAAA